AUGGGGGUCCUCUUGGUGCCUCUGGUGUUUCUGGCGAUGGUGGACUCUGGUAGUUGUAGUCUGUGGCUUUUGUCUGUGGAAGUUGUCUGUGGAAGUUGUCUGUGGCUGCAAUCUGUGGUAGUGAUGGUCUCAGAGGGCACAACAGAGGGCGUCACAACAGAGGGCGUCACAACAGAAGGCGUCACAACAGGGGGCGUCACAACAGAAGCGUCACAACAGAAGGCGUCGACGUCACAACAGAGGCGUCACAACAGAGACGUCACAACAGAAGGCGUCACAACAGAAGGCGUCUGGCGUCUCCACAGACAGAGGGCGUCACAAGCAGAGGGCGGCGUCACAACAGAAGAAGGCGUCACAACAGAAGGCGUCACAACAAGAGGCGUCACAACAGAUGGCGUCACAACAGAAGGCGUCACAACAGAAGGCGAGAAGGCGUCACAACAGAAGGCGUCACAUAUAGAAGGCGUCACAACAGAAGGCGUCACAACAGAUGGCGUCACAACAGAAGAGAAGGCGUCACAACAGAAGGCGUCACAACAGAGCGUCACAACAGAGGGCGUCACAACAGAGGCGCUGACAGGGGCGUCACAACAGAAGCGUCAACAAAGGCGUCACAAAGAGAGCGUCACAACAAGGCGUCACAACAGAGGCGUCACAACAGUCACAAGGGGCGUCAGAAGGCGUCACAACAGGGCGUCACAACAGAAGGCGUCACAAAAGAGCGUCACAACAGAAGGCGUCACAACAGAAGGUGUCACAACAGAGGGCGUCACAACAGAGGGCGUCACAACAGAAGGCGUCACAACAGAGGGCGUCACAACAGAGAGCGUCACAACAGAGAGCGUCACAACAGGGAAAUGCCCACAUAUCUCUCACUCAACCCCGCCAAUAUCUCUCCUCAACCCGCCAGUAUCUCCUCCUCAGCCCACGUCAAUAUCUCCCCAACCCACGCCAGUAUCUCCCUCAGCCCACGCCAAUAUCUCGUCACUCAACCCACGCCAAUAUCUCCUGCCUCAACCCACGCCAAUAUCUCGUCACUCAGCCCAUGCCAAUAUCUGUCACUCAACCCACGCCAAUAUUCUGCUCAACCCACGCCAGUAUCUCGUCACUCAGCCCAUGCCAAUAUCUCGUCACCAACCCACGCCAACACCUCCUCAACCCACGCCAAUAUCUCGUCACCAACCCACGCCAACAUCUCCCCAGUCCACGCCAAUACCUCUCAACCCACGCCAGUAUCUCGUCACUCAGCCCACGUCAAUAUCUCCUCCCAGCCCACGUCAAUAUUCCUCCUCAGCCCACGCCAAUAUCUCGUCACCAACCCACGCCAAUAUCUCCUCCUCAACCCACGCCAGUAUUCUCCCCAGCCCGUCAAUAUCUCCUCCUCAACCCACCAGAUCCCUCCCUCAGCCCACGCCAAUAUCUCGUCACUCAACCCACGCCAAUAUCUCCUGCCUCAACCCACGCCAAUAUCUCGUCACUCAGCCCAUGCCAAUAUCUCGUCACUCAACCCACGCCAAUAUCUCCGCUCAACCCACGCCAUCUCGUCACCAGCCCAUGCCAAUAUCUCGUCACUACCCACGCCAAUAUUCUGCCUCAACCACGCCAAUAUCUCUGCCUCAACCCACGCCAAUAUCUCCCCAACCCACGCCAAUAUCUCCCCAGCCCACGCCAAUAUCUCCUCAACCCACGCCAGUAUCUCGUCACUCAGCCCACGCCAAUAUCUCGUCACUCAGCCCACGCCAAUAUCUCCGCCUCAACCCACCAAUAUCUCCGCCUCAACCCACGCCAUUUCUCGUCACCAGCCCACGCCAUAUCGUCACCAGCCCACACUUCUCCUCCUCAACCCACGCCAAUAUCUCGUCACUCAGCCCACGCCAAUAUCUCCUGCCCCAGCCCACACCAAUAUCUCCUCCCUCAGCCCACGCCAAUAUCUCGUCACUCAGCCCACGCCAAUAUCUCCUGCCUCAGCCCACGCCAAUAUCUCGUCACCAGCCCACGCCAAUAUCUCCUCCUCAACCCACGCCAACAUCUCCCUCAGCCCACGCCAAUAUCUCCUCCCCAGUCCACGCCAAUAUCUCGUCACCAGCCCAUGCCAAUAUCUCCUCCCUCAGCCCAUGCCAAUAUCUCGUCACUCAGCCCAUGCCAAUAUCUCGUCACUCAGCCCACGCCAAUAUCUCCUCGCUCAACACACGCCAAUAUCUCCUGCCUCAACCCACGCCAACAUCUCUCUCAGUCCACGCCAACACCUAA
This is a messenger RNA of Homarus americanus (American lobster), 2250 nucleotides long. Its product is annotated as extensin-like. Bases 1 to 2250 code for a protein of 749 amino acids. The record is from RefSeq and is a predicted model, not a curated record. Lineage: Eukaryota; Metazoa; Arthropoda; Malacostraca; Decapoda; Nephropidae. The transcript has 3 exons.